Acinonyx jubatus (cheetah) is the source of this 3611-nucleotide messenger RNA. RefSeq names its product casein kinase 1 epsilon (gene CSNK1E). Gene Ontology annotation, cellular component: nucleus; cytoplasm. The transcript has 7 exons. Gene Ontology annotation, biological process: peptidyl-serine phosphorylation; signal transduction; endocytosis. The coding region runs from base 256 to 1629 and encodes 457 amino acids. The record is from RefSeq and is a predicted model, not a curated record. Gene Ontology annotation, molecular function: ATP binding; protein serine/threonine kinase activity. NCBI's taxonomy places the organism in Eukaryota, Metazoa, Chordata, Mammalia, Carnivora, Felidae.
GGCGGGCGGGCAGGAGGGCCCGGAGGAGGGAGGUGGCGGCGGCGGCGGCGAGAACCUAGAGCCAGAGCCCGGCCGGGGCCGAGCGGAGCGGAGCGCGGCGGCGGCGGCGGCGGCGGCGGCUGGGCCGGGAGAGGCUGGCGCGCCGGGCGGCUCCGCGAAUCCUCCGGCAUCCGCCCCGGCGGGCCGCCCCCGCCCGCGGCAGCCCCCAGAGCAGCGGCCCGGUACCGGCGCCUUCCCGGCGGGCGAGAGUGAGUCAUGGAGCUGCGUGUGGGGAACAAGUACCGCCUGGGACGGAAGAUCGGGAGUGGGUCCUUUGGAGACAUCUACUUGGGUGCCAACAUCGCCUCUGGUGAAGAAGUUGCCAUCAAGCUAGAGUGUGUGAAAACGAAGCACCCGCAGCUGCACAUCGAGAGCAAGUUCUACAAGAUGAUGCAGGGGGGAGUGGGAAUCCCGUCCAUCAAGUGGUGCGGAGCCGAAGGCGACUACAACGUGAUGGUCAUGGAGCUGCUGGGGCCCAGCCUGGAGGACCUCUUCAACUUCUGCUCCCGCAAGUUCAGCCUCAAGACGGUGCUGCUCCUGGCCGACCAGAUGAUCAGCCGCAUCGAGUACAUCCACUCCAAGAACUUCAUACACCGCGACGUCAAGCCCGACAACUUCCUCAUGGGGUUGGGGAAGAAGGGCAACCUGGUGUACAUCAUCGACUUUGGCCUGGCCAAGAAAUACCGGGACGCCCGCACCCACCAGCAUAUCCCCUACCGGGAAAACAAGAACUUGACUGGCACUGCCCGCUAUGCCUCCAUCAACACCCAUCUGGGCAUCGAGCAAAGCCGUCGAGACGACCUGGAGAGUCUGGGCUACGUGCUCAUGUACUUCAACCUGGGCUCCCUGCCCUGGCAGGGCCUCAAAGCGGCCACCAAGCGCCAGAAGUAUGAGCGCAUCAGCGAGAAGAAGAUGUCGACGCCCAUCGAGGUCCUCUGCAAAGGCUACCCCUCCGAGUUCUCAACAUACCUCAACUUCUGCCGCUCGCUGCGGUUCGACGACAAGCCCGACUACUCCUACCUGCGCCAGCUCUUCCGCAACCUCUUCCACAGGCAGGGCUUCUCCUACGACUACGUCUUCGACUGGAACAUGCUCAAAUUCGUGAGUCACGUGGAGGCCAAGGCGGGCUUGGGGGACUGGACGGGGAAGGCCCUGACUCACGAGGCCAAAGUGACCCAGUGGCGGGCGGGGCUCCCGAAAAACGGGAGCUAUGAGCUGGACAGCGCAAGCGACCUCGCUGGGGUCCUGGAGUCCCCGCGGCCCCCCCGCUGCGGCCUCAUCUGUGCUGACAGCACGUGCCGCUGUGGUCAGCAGGGCCCGGGCAGGGCUCCACCUCCCACCAGACCCAAGAGGACCUGGCUGGGCCUCGAGUCCCUCCUGGGUGCUCUCGGUGGGGCGUGGGUGGCGCUGGCGGGCCCCCCCGCUGUCCUCAUUGUCGCCUACACCACCCUGCUCUUGUUCUGCACGUCCCAGGCGGCUGCCUUCACCGUGGCCCCUCUGGCCAGCCUGGACCCAUUCAUUGUGGUUUCUUUCUUCCUGGUCAUGGGACCCUGGGUGUUGCUAGGCGGUUGCUCUCUCUCCCUCUCUUAAGGGUCUUGGGGGUAGGGUGGGGAGAAGCGUGCGCCAGCCAUGCCCCGGAGCUCCGGAAUCUGUGAAAUUGUGUGUCUUGUUUCACAUCUCUUCUGGAAAAGGGGGCUUCCUCGAGCCAGGCUCAGCCCCGUGACAGCGAAGCUAUUGCACUGCCCUGCCCCCGCCCCUGUCCCUGUGCCGGGCCCACGUACCCACCCUCUUACUGGUAAGGACCCUCUGAGGCCUGGCCUUUCCAAGAUUUACCGCUUGGCUGGGCAAGCACAAGAGGUUGAGCCUCUGCUGUGCUCUCUGUCCCUUCCAGGUGCCCGGCGCCCCUGGGCACCCAGGGCCCUCCAGAUAGGCCCGUGGAGGAGGUGGAGGAGCUGCCCCCCCAAAACUACUGGCCUGUGGUCUGGACUCCGGGGCCCCAGUUCUGACGUCACCAGGUGUGUCUGAGCCCAUCGGGGCCAGGCCUGAGGAGGUGUCCCUUGGCGUGGUGGGGUGCGGUGGAGAGGGGGUGGUGGAGAAGGCCCUGCCGGGAGCUUCUUGGGGAUGAAUCAGCAGCUGCCUGACGAACAGAGCCUGAAGGAGGGAUGAUGUUCACCCGCCCCGGAGGGCCUGGUGGGAACGGGCGCCGGGAGCGGCUUCAGCAAGACCCUGACGGUGGCCUCUGUAUCGAACCUGAACUCAUUAAACGCCCCCCACCUGUACUGCGCUCCAUCCUGGUGUGCCUGUCCUUUCGUGGCGGAUCCCCUCGGCUCGCUCUGCCAGACGCUCAGGACGCGAGGCCUUAUUCUCUUGGACGCUGGGGUCGGCACUGGGUCUCGCGCCCCUCUUCUCUCUGGGUCUCAGGCAGUGGCCUGGCACCGUUCCCUGAGGAGUUCGACAGAGGUCGGGCAGAGAACAGCGGUCUCACAGGCCAAGGGACCCGAGGGGUAGGGGUGGGAGAUGGGCAGUGGGGCACCUUACAACCCAGACCUUGCAGCCGGGAGUGUGGCCGAGGGCCGGCUCUUCUCGCCGGAGGGCGUUGCUCAAGGCAUCUGGCCGCUGGGCGCUCACUCAUCUUUGUGGAAAGUCAUUCCUGGGUCUGGUUCGGGGAUGGGCUCGGCCCUUCCUCUCCGUGCAGCUCCAAGAACGGGUUUUACGUUGUCUAGGCCUGUGCCAGGCAGUAUGGUAGCCCCUGGCUCCGUGUGGCUGAUUUUUAAUGAAUUAAAACGAAAGCUGAAAAUGUAGUCCCUCAGUUGCAUUUGCUACAUUUCAAGCCCUCAGGAGCCACGAGCGGCUGGUCAGUGGCUACCAUAUCCAGCAAGGUAGACGUGAACCUUUCCGUCAUCACAGAAAGCUCUGCUCUAGAUGGCUCCUCGCAGAACCUCUCGUGGGACCAUCUGGCUGGCAACAUCUCACGUCAAGCCAGGCCAAGAGCACCCUCCCCGCUCACUGCUGCCACUCUGAGCCCUUCCUGGGGUCCCUUUAGAGGCAAGCUCUCGAGUCGGAAGCUGAGCAGAGGUGCCAGCAGCCUUACUCUGCACCGAUCUCUGACUUGGCCUGGGCUGGAUCAGCGGGCGCCUUUGACCCCGUCACCGUGGUGAGCUCGACCGUCUUCACCUGCCCUUUGGCGGAAGCAUCUGCAGACCUGUGACGGGGACCUUCCAUGCCUUCGCCUCAAGGCCAGGCCCCCCGGUGCCGUUACCAGCACCUACCUGCAGACUGGACACCAUGCUGGGCACAGAGGGCCACGAGAAGGAUCUUACCCUUGACUGAGAGCUUCUCUCCCUGAAGUGGCCGCCCCGUUCAGCAUCAGGGCCCUGGAGUCCCUGGAUACCUGGAGCCUGGGACAUUGCUCUCAGCACACAGAGCCGCUGUGUUCCAAGGUCCAACCGGCAGGCCAGGAGGAUACUCCAUAUAGCCAAGGACAGGGGUCCACACGACAGGGCUGGAUGCUUGUGUGACUUUGAUGUUGACCUUUUGUGUUUUCUGUGGGCAAAUAAAAGCCAAGAAACCUC